Messenger RNA from Setaria italica (foxtail millet), 4898 nucleotides. Its product is annotated as disease resistance protein RGA2. Gene Ontology annotation, biological process: defense response to other organism. Gene Ontology annotation, molecular function: ADP binding. The coding region runs from base 314 to 4339 and encodes 1341 amino acids. The transcript is spliced from 5 exons. The record is from RefSeq and is a predicted model, not a curated record. Lineage: Eukaryota; Viridiplantae; Streptophyta; Magnoliopsida; Poales; Poaceae.
GCUUAUUUUAUGGCUCCUGUUGUGAGCUGAGCACAAGUCUUCCAUGCUAGUCUUCUCCUUCUGCCAUUGCAAGUCUUGCAGAAACAUAUCCUCUUCUCUAUCUUCUCUUCCCGUACGCCGCCGGCCCCUCCGCUGCGACCGCUACUGCCCCGCCUCUGCUACUGCUGCUCUGUCAGCCUAGGCGCCCAAGAAGGUCAGUGCUUGGCGUUGGUCUCCAUUUACCUCCAAAGCGCUUCCGCAAACCAUCCUCUUCUCCACUCCAAAGUGUGUUCUCAUUUCUCAGCGUGCGUUCUCGUGAGCUCUGACUGCUCCAAUGGCCGAGCUUGUGGGCAGCAUGGUGGUCGGGCCACUUCUGUCCCUGGUGAAGGAGAAGGCGUCCAGCUACCUCCUAGACCAGUACAAGGUGAUGGAGGGCAUGGAGGAGCAGCAUGAGAAGCUCAAGGUCAUGCUGCCGGCCAUCCUGGAAAAGAUCACUGACGCAGAGAAGCAGGCAACCUCCAGAGAAGCAAUCAGACCCUGGCUUGAGAAGCUUAAGGUGGCGGCAUACGAGGCCAUCCAAGUCUUCGAUGAAUUCAACUAUGAGGCCCUCCGUCGUCAAGCCAAGAAAGAGGGGCGCUACAUCGAGCUCGGGAUGGGCAACCGCAUCAUGUUCCGUUACAAGAUGGGCAACAAGCUUCGCAAGAUUGUGCGCGAUACUGAGGCCCUUGUCGAGCAUAUGCGCAACUUUGGGUUCGACAAACAGCCACAAGCGCAGGUUCAGAUAAAUUAUCUGCGUGAGAAUGACUCCACCAUGGUUGACCCAGAGAUUGUCAGCAGAUCCAGAGAUGAAGAGAAGCAAAAGAUUGUUAGAAUGUUGGUCAAAGAACAAGCUAACAAUAAGGAUCCGAUGGUCGUUCCCAUUGUUGGAAUGGGUGGGUUGGGCAAGACCACCCUAGCUCAGCUCAUCUAUAAUGACCCUCAAGUGAAGAAGCAUUUCCACCAACUAAUGAAGUGGGUCUGCGUGUCAGAUGAUGAUUUCGAUGUUUGUAACCUUGCCAAUAAGAUCUGCAACGCUUCUGAGAGCAACCUGGAGAGUGCCUUGCAGAACCUUCAAAGAAAACUUGCUGGAAAGAGGUACCUUCUUGUAUUGGACGACGUCUGGAAUAAGGAUGAUAACAAGUGGAACAAGCUGAAUGUCUGUCUUAAACAUGGUGAUGUUGGUAGCGCCAUACUAACGACAACCCGUGAUAAAAAAAUAGCUCAACUCAUGGGUACAGUUAAAGGACAUGACAUUGCACAUUUGGACAAUAAAUUCAUCAAGGAAAUUAUUGAGGCUAAAGCAUUCAUUUCGCAAGAGAGAAAACCAACUGAUUUAGCUGGCUUGGUUGAUGACGUUGUUGAGAGAUGUGCAGGGUCUCCAUUGGCAGCGAAGGCACUAGGAUCUGUACUACGUGGCAAGAUAACGGAAGAAUGGAAGGCUGUGCUUAGCAAAAGCAUCGCCCAUAACAAGGAUGAUCAAAUCCUGCCUAUUCUCAAGCUCAGUUACGAUGACCUGCCAUCACACAUGAAGCAGUGCUUUGCUUUCUGUGCUGUGUUUCCCAAGGACCAUGAGAUUAACGUGGAAAUGCUGAUCCAACUAUGGAUGGCAAAUGACUUUAUUCCUGAACAAAAAGAUGUUCGUCAUGAAACAAUUGGUAAACAGAUUUUCAGUGAGCUGGUCUCAAGGUCAUUCUUUCAAGAUGUGAAGCAAGUCAAUGGGAAAGCAUGGGAAGAUGUGUAUUGGUAUUUGUCUACAAGUACAUGUAAAAUCCAUGAUCUUAUGCACGAUGUGGCACUAUCUGUCAUGGGCAAAGAAGUUGCUACCAUAACUGAGAAGCCAAAGCAGAGUGAUGAGUUUCUUCAGAACACUUGUCGUCAUAUAUUGUUAUCAUGUGGCAAGCCAGAGGCCGUUUUGAAUGAUUCUCUGAAUAUAAGGUCUCCAGCUAUGCAAACACUACUAUGUGGUCAGCGCAUAGAAAGUUCCCUGCAGCAUCUCGCAAAAUACAGCUCUCUGCGUGCAUUGCAACUUUGUCAGAAUAAUAGCACAAUCCUACUGAAACCAAAGCAGCUACAUCUCUUGAGGUAUCUUGAUAUCUCGUGGAGUCAUAUAGUGGCACUUCCGGAAGAUAUCAGCAUUUUGUACAAUCUGCAAACGUUGAAUGUGGCGCACUGUCACAAACUUGGCCGGCUUCCAAAGGGAAUAAAGUACAUGACUGCCCUCCGUCACCUCUACACUCACGAAUGUUGGGAGUUGAAGCGCAUGCCGCCAGAGGUUGGACAUCUCACUUCCCUGCAAACACUUACAAAUUUUGUAGUGGGUGCAGGCCCUGAUUGCAGUAGUAUUGCAGAGCUGCAGCAUUUAAACAACCUUGGUGGUCCACUACUGCUUAGUCAACUCGAAAAUGUGACAAAUGCAGCAGAUGCAAAACAGGCCAAUCUUGGAAAUAAAAAGGAGCUCAGGGAAUUGUCAUUAAACUGGACGUGGACAGGUAGUCAGGAGGAGAAACUACAUUGUCAUAAGGUGCUGGAGGGUCUCGAAGCUCCUCCUGGACUAGAGGCUCUGAGGAUAGAGCAUUACCAAGGAACCAGUUUCCCAACGUGGAUGGGUACGCUGACAAAAAUGGUGGAGCUUCAUCUUUCUAACUGUAACAAGUCCCAUAAGCUUCCUCCACUUGGGAGUGUACCAGCUCUACAAGUUCUUCGUCUGGAAAGAUUGAAAAAACUGGAAAGCUUGUGCAGUGGUGGUACAUUCUUUCACUUUCCUAAUCUGAAGAAGCUUACGCUGGACAAACUGCCGGAAUUUGACUGGGUCCAAGGAGAACAGAUAAUGUUUCCUCAACUUGAGAGGUUGUUUAUUAGCAAUUGUGGAAAGGUUACAGCAUUACCAGGGCCAGCACUUCUCGGAGGAUCGUGCUGUGGAGAUUACAAGGAGCAAGACGAGAGGAAGCUUUGGUCGGCAUUUCCAGUCCUGAAGGUACUCGAAUUAGAAUGCUUAGCAAAGUUUCAGAGGUGGGGGGGCGCUGCUGAAGCAACUCAAGGGCAGCAGAUAAUAUUUCCAUAUCUUGAAGAGUUAUCAAUCGAAAAGUGCCCCGAACUGGCAGCAUUACCAUCAGCUACAUCUCAGGGAGAAUCAUUUGACCAUAGUGAUGUUACAGCAUGGUCAGCAUUUCCAAACUUAAAGAAGCUCUUGUUAGAAGACUUAGAUAGUUUUAAGAGCUUGGGGAUGAUGGAAGAGCAGAGAUUCCCUGACCUUGAGACCCUGUCUGUAAAGAAAUGUCCCAAGUUGACAACUCUACCGGGGGUGAUAGAAGCACCAAAGCUCGGUGUAUUACAAAUACAUGGCAGCCAACUGGCAGCAAUAAUAGUGCCUACAUUUAUUAACUCAUUGUCCGAACUGGUGUUAUCAGUCGAAUUCACAGAAACUACUUUACCAACUGGGCAUAGUGCCUUUGAGCUGCUGGACGCCAGUAAUAAAUACCCUCUGACAAGUCUGAAGCUAAGUGGCUGCAACUUUCUGUUCCCCUCAAGUCCACUGGCACUAUGGACAUGUUUUGUCCAGCUCCAACGUUUGAAAAUUAAGAAGAUCAACCAUGCGCUUGUCUACUGGCCGGAAAAAGAGUUCCAUAGCUUGGUAUCCUUGAGGCACCUUUCCAUUAAGAAGUGCCGUGGUCUGAUUGGGUACGCGAAAGCUGCUCCUGGCCAACCAAUAUCAGAAAGGAGCCAAGUUCUGCCCCGUCUCGAGUCUCUACACAUAGAGGAUUGUGAAAGUCUGGUAGAGGUCUUCAACGUCCCCGCAUCUCUCAAGACGAUGGAUUUGCGCGGCUGUCCUAAGCUUAAGUCCAUAUUCGGAGAGCAACAGGACGAGCCAACAUUAAAUCAAGGGCCCAGCGCUGCCCGGGAUCACUUACUACUUCCAUGUCUUGAAUAUCUAUAUAUAGAGCGGUGCGAAAGCUUGUCAGAGGUUCUCAACCUUCCCCCAUCCCUCAGGGAAAUAGUAAUUUGGGAGUGUGGCAAACUCCAACUCCUAUCAGGCCAGCUGGAUGGACUCCAACGCCUACUAAUUUCGGUAUGCCCAGAGUUGAGAUCACUGGAAUCUUGCUUGGGAGAGUUUUCAACCCUGGAACGCCUCAGUCUUUGUGAAUGCAAAAGCCUGGCAUCCUUGCCCGAUGGGCCACAAGCAUACUCAUCUCUCCAUGAUCUUCAAAUUACAUCAUGUCCAGCUAUACAGCCGCUUCCUUCAUCCCUGAAGAAGAGACUGGACAACCUCGGACAUGUUCGCUUCAGCUCAAGGGGUGUUUGGAUACGAGGUACUAAAGUUUAGGGGUGUGUUACCAAACAGGGCCUUAUAAGCCGGCUGAAAAGCUGAAACGGCUGAUUUGUUGUGAGAGGAAAACACUGUUUGGUAGCUGAUAAGCCAGCUGAAGCGAACAGGCCCCUCAUUCGUAAAGAUUUGGAUGCUCGUUACGAAUGCAUAAAUCUGCUCAUGUGUAUUUCAGCCGCUUCUCUCCGUGAUCUUCACAUUUCAACCUAAAGAAGGUGCCAAGUUAUUGAAACCAAAGACAUGGAAAUAUGCCAUUCAUUUGUAGAAAUCAGUGAGCUGUCAAAACAUGAAGUACCAGCUACAUCAUGGCAGUUAUCUCCCUGUGAUUGGAAGAGAGUUCUGCAUUUUGCAUACCAACUGCAACUAUGAUAUUUAUAACUGAUCCUGGAGAGAUAUUAUGCCAUUUCUGUGACCAUUCUCUUCUAUUAUGUCCAUUUCAUAUAUUCAAAACAAAAUUUUCCCUUAAGUGACUAUUCUAUUGAAUUGAUAUUUUACUUUUUCAGAUAAUACUGAUAUUUUUAACUUGCUUUACUUUCCCUUAACAUGAUUGGAAGUUGAA